AUGCCUGGCUCUCUGUCUCUCUUCUCCGUCAAUGCCGUCCUCCUAAUGUCGGCCGACGAUGGCUCUCGCAUCUUCGCCAAAUACUAUUCUCCGCCUCACCCCCCGGCCGGUGCUGCCCCCAAUUCCACCGAUUACCCUGGCGCAAACCCCUAUCCCACGCUCAAAGAACAGAAGGCCUUCGAACAGGGCCUCCUUGAGAAGACAAACAAGCAGACCAGCGAUGUGAUCCUAUACGACAACCGGAUCGUUGUCUUCAAGAUGGAGAGCGAUGUCAUGCUCUAUGUUGUUGGAGGCGCUGAGGAGAACGAAGUCCUGCUUUAUAAUGUCGUGCUGUCGUUGAGGGAUGCUUUGGGUAUCUUGUUCAAGGGUGCUACUGACAAGCGUACGAUUGUCGAGAACUAUGACCUUGUUGCGUUGGCUAUCGAUGAGAUCAUUGAUGAUGGUAUCAUUCUCGAGACGGACCCUGUUCUUAUCUCCUCGCGUGUGAGCCGUGCCCCCCAGGCCGAUGCGCCAAACCUGAAGAGCAUCGAUCUGUCCGAACAAGGCCUGCUUAAUGCCUGGGAGCUUGGAAAGCGGCGCUUGGCCGAAGGCUUGCGGCAGAUGUAG
This is a messenger RNA of Aspergillus bombycis, 606 nucleotides long. Its product is annotated as coatomer subunit zeta. Gene Ontology annotation, biological process: intracellular protein transport; intra-Golgi vesicle-mediated transport; retrograde vesicle-mediated transport, Golgi to endoplasmic reticulum. Lineage: Eukaryota; Fungi; Ascomycota; Eurotiomycetes; Eurotiales; Aspergillaceae. The transcript is spliced from 2 exons. The record is from RefSeq and is a predicted model, not a curated record. Gene Ontology annotation, cellular component: COPI vesicle coat. The coding region runs from base 1 to 606 and encodes 201 amino acids.